AUGGCAACAGAGCAGAUCCGGGUGGCGGUGGAGACGAAGGACCGCGUCGCUCAGCACAGCCACGACCAUGACCCCUUUGCCCACCACGUCCUAGACGCCCCUGUAACAGAGGCGGUGGCCGAGCUGACGGAUGACCGGCUGGCGGCCCAUGGCGUCAGGAUGCCCGAGGAUGAGGCGGUGUGGCGGGAGGAGCUGGAGGAGGCGGUGCAGGGCCUGCAGGCGUGA
Molecule: messenger RNA, 225 nt
Organism: Chlorella variabilis
Lineage: Eukaryota; Viridiplantae; Chlorophyta; Trebouxiophyceae; Chlorellales; Chlorellaceae
Exons: 3
Coding region: 1-225 (74 amino acids)
Source: RefSeq, a predicted model, not a curated record